AUGGCUGCCAGCCCACUUCUGCUUGCUCGCAGCAGCAGCAGAGCAGGAAGCCAAGCAGUGCACUGGUGCUGUGGCCACAAGGCGAGGCAGGUGUCGGGGAUAGAUGGCCUGGCUGCGGGGACCCUAAGCAAGAUCAGAAGAGGACAACCAGCAGCAAAACAGAUGAACUCAGUUGCAGUGGCAACUGUACCAUUGGAAGAUCCGAAAGACCAGGUCACCAUGGAGGAAGAAUAUGUACAAGGACAAUUCAAGAAGUUGCAAGCACAACGUAUGAUCAUGCAGAAAAAAACAUUUACCAACUGGCUGAAUAAUGUUUUCUACAAACACUAUGCAAACAUUAAGAUUCUAGAUCUCUAUACUGAACUGAAAGAUGGUAUUUAUCUCCUGCAUCUUUUGGAGCUACUGUCUUCUGAACAACUACCCAGGCCAAACAAAGGCAAGAUGAGAGUUCACUUUUUGGAGAACAAUAGCAAAGCCAUUCAGUUCCUAAAAUCUAAGGUACAUGUGAAGCUAAUUGGACCAGAAAACAUAGUAGAUGGAGACCAGACCCUCAUCCUUGGAUUAAUGUGGAUAAUUAUCCUCAGAUUUCAAAUUUCGUUGAUCAGUCUUGACAAGGAUGAAUUUGGAUCCAGAGUUGAUGCUCUUUCUUCCAAUGAAGCUCUACUGGUUUGGUGUCAACGUAAGACAGCCAGCUAUUCUAAUGUCAAUGUGAAAGACUUUUCCAAAAGCUGGAAUGAUGGGCUAGCUUUCAGUGCCCUCAUUCAUGCUCACAGGCCUGAUCUUAUACAAUACAGCUCCCUGCGGCAUGACCAGCCCAUAAUUAAUCUAAAUAAUGCCUUCACCGUGGCGGAGAAGCACCUGGGAAUCUUAAAGUUGUUGGAUGCUGAAGAUGUGGCGGUGCCAUUUCCAGAUGAGAGAUCCAUCAUGACCUAUGUGUCAUUCUACUACCACUAUUUUUCCAGGCAGAAGCAGGGUCAGACAGUCCAGAAAAGGCUUGCUAAAAUUGUGUUCUGCCUGAAGGAGACAGAUGAAUUGAAAUUCCAGUAUGAACACAUGAUCUUUGAACUCUUGAAAUGGAUAAAGCUCAAAGUGACAGAACUGGAUGACCGUUCCUUCCCCAAUUCUCUGGAGGAAAUGCGCUUCCUCAUGAAUAACUUUAAGGUCUUCCGCACGAUGGAGAAACCUCCCAAAUACCGUGAGAAGGGAAUAAUUGAAGCCAAUUUUUUCCACAUACGGACCAAACAGCAAGUCAACAAUCAGCGCGCUUAUCUGCCCCCUGAAGGAAGAACUUUAAGAGAUCUGGAAAAAGAAUGGAUUGCUUUGGAGAAAGCAGAGGGCAGUCGAGGAAAAGCAAUACUGCAGGAGCUGUUAAGACUUGAGAAAGUUGAGCAACAGGUCCAGAUGUUUCUGAAGAAAGCAGCCAUUCGUGAGGCCUAUUUGAGGAACAUGAGAGAGAUCAUCAAAAAGCAGGAUGAUUGGCAACCUGACAAUGUAGAACAGCUUCCGGCAGGCACUAGGAAACUAGAGGCAAUUGAAGCAGACAUGCUUCCCCAAGACCAACGCUUCAAAGCCUUGUCUACAAUGGCUGCCGAAAUCAUGCGUGAGAACUAUCAGGACAAGGCCUUGAUUGCUAAAAAGCAAAUGGACAUCAUUCAUCAAUGGCAAGAUCUCUGGGACCAUCUCAAAAGACAAAAACACACUAUGGGAAAGAUGCAGGAAGUGCUAGUCCUUUUGAGGGACAUUGAUACCAUUAUGGAAGAACUUAAAGGACUGCAGAUAUUAGUAAGCUCUAAGGAUUGUGGCAAGGAGCUCUUAGAAGCAGUGGAGUUAUUACAAAAGCACAAAUUAGUUGCCUCCCAAAUUUCUUCUCUUGAGGAAAGCAUCAUGUACAUUGCUGCAAAAAUAGAAGACAUAAUACAAAGGAAACCACUCAAAUCAGAAAUACUUCAAACCAAAUAUCAGAUGCUUUAUCAGCUACAUCAGAAUCUUCAGGAUUCCUGCCAAAAAAGGCAACAUCAUUUGGAAGGGGCUGUGAAGCUUCUUGAAUUUUUUCAUGAAUGCAAAGAAGAAGAGAAAUGGUUGUCUGACAAAUGGAAAUUAGUGAAGAUGGGAACCUUAGAGGAUGAUCUCACUCAUAUUUCAGCCUCUCUCCAAAACCAUAAGUCUCUCCAAGUUGAGUGUGUCUCCCAUCAAGCAAUUUGUUCUAAAAUAAUUUGCAAGGGCCAGGAGUUAAGCCAAAACAAUCCUUCAAAUCAAGAGAUUCAGAAGAAGUUGAAAGGCAUCCAGCAAUUGUGGCAACAGCUCCAAGAUGAGAUGACUAAUUGUAAGAUCCGCUUGGAUACAGCUGCUCUCAUUCAACACUACUUUGCAGAUAUUAAUGAGGUUGACUCCUGGCUCCAGGAAAAACACACUCUCCUAGCCAGCAAAGAUUAUGGGAAAGAUGAAUCUAGUACAGAAGCUUUGUUGCAUCGUCAUCUUCGUUUGGAAAAGGAGCUUGCUGCUUAUUUUACAGACAUAAGGCACUUAGAGGAACAGGCCCAUUCUGUGGCACAGCAAGUGACUCUUGUCAAACCUACAUUCACUGGACAGCUUGGCUCUGAUUCACACUUUAUUAUGGAAAACAUAUGGAAAAUGCAGAAGAACAUUGUUUUGCUGUAUGAAAAACUGCAAACCAUGGCUGAGCAUAGAAAAAAAGAGUUACAAGAAAGAAUCCAACUCUAUCAAUAUUACAACUCCUGUGAAGAGUUUCAGUCUUGGAUAGAUGACAAGGAGAAAAUUUUCCAAACCAUUCAACCCAAAGCCAACAAUGUGGAAGCUAUGCAGCAAAAAUUCCAGAAUUUCCUAAUAGAAUUGGCUGCUGGGAAAAAACAGCUGGAUGAAAUCAGUUCUUCAGCAGAUAUGUUUUCUAAGAGGUGUCCCGGAAAACAGAAAGAGAUCCAAACUCGUAAGCAAGAGAUAAAAAAGAGAUGGGAAUGUCUGGAAGCAUUAAAAGAAGAAAAAGGCUCAGAACUGAUUGGGGUUACUGAUGUGAAGACGUUCCUUCAGGAUUGCCAUGACACUCAAGAACUGUUACAAGACAAGAUGACCAGCCUUGAGGAUUUGGGGCAAGGGAGCAAGCCUGCUGUCUUGGAAGUGCAGGCACACAAGCUUUCAGCCUGUGAAAGAGACAUCUUAGUUCUGGAGAGAAAAAUUGAAUACCAAAAGAGGAUAGCCAAUUUAAUCCAAGAUUCUAAUCCUGCAGAGAGUCAUACCAUAAAAGAACAUGGAGAAUACAUGGAGAAUCUAUUAUUAAUGUUAAAGUUAAAAGUGGAGGAGAAGAAGGUAAUUUUGCAGAUAGCAAAGGAUCAACAAGCUUUUCUGCAAGAGAGCCACAGACUUCUCUUGUGGAUUGGUGAUAUGAAGGAGAAACUGACAAGUGAAGAGAUAUGCUUAGAUGUGAUCGCUGCAGAACAAUUCUUGAAAGUACACCAGGACUUGCUGGAAGAGAUACAGAGUCAGAAUCACAGAUUUAAACAGCUGCGAGAAUUAGGUGAGAAGGUUGCAGAUAGUUCAUCCAACGUUGGAGCUCUUGAUGUUGGUAAAUAUAUAGACAGAAUUGCUCAAGGAAGAAAUGAACUGGAUGAGUUAUGGAUGGAGCGACAGAAGAAGCUACAGGAAAAUAUAGCAUUGCAGAAAUUCAUCAAAGAAGUUGAUUCAAUCCUUGGUGCUAUCUCCAGCCAUGAAGCCUUUUUUCAGACUGAUAAUCUUGGGGAUCACAUGGAUUCAACUCAGAGUCUCCUGAAGCAACAUGAGGAUUUUGAACAAAUGCUGUUGGUGUUGAAACAUCGAACAAAUGCAGCCAAUGGCCAAGGAGAGCAGCUGAUAGAAAGGGGUCAUUUUGCUUGUGACAGGAUCAAGAAGACAAUGGUUACCUUAUAUGAAAGAUGGAAAUUGCUCAUAAAUAAAUAUGAGCAGAGAAAAAGGAGGCUAUUAGAUUCUCUUCUACUACAGGAGUUCAUUCGUGACACUGCUGAACUCUUGGUAUGGAUGGAAGAAAAAUACAAGAUAGCCUCAGAUGAGUCUUAUCGUGAUCCCACAAAUAUCUUACGGAAGCUGAAAAGGCAUGAGGCUGCGGAACAAGAAAUGAUGGCCAAUAAGAAGCAUUUUAUGGGAGUGAUGACGGCUGGGAAUCAACUGAUACAAAAUGGCCACUAUGCUGCAGAUUCCAUUGAGGACAAAAUGUCGGAAAUAAAGAAGAAAUGGGAGAAGCUCUACAGCAAAAUGAUAGAACAUGGAGAUAAACUGAGGCAGGCUGGCCAGCAGGAACAACUAAUGGAACUUCUUGAGGAUGCUGACGAGAAGAUAAAGAAGAUAGAAAGGAUGCUUCGAAAUGCAGAAUUGAGUCAUGAUUUGCGUUCUAGUCGCAAUUUACUCAAGGAACAUAGACAGCUAGAAAAUGAAAUGCAGGCACUGGCUGAGAAAAUGAAUUCCAUUGUGUCUCAUGCCAAAAGUGUAGCUACACAUCACUUCAAUAGAGAGAGGAUUCUUGAUGAGACCCAGAGUUAUCUGGAAAGAUUUGAUUCCCUCCAAAAACCUCUUGCGGAGAGGGGGCACCUGUUGGAGGCAAAUGUGGAACUGUUUCAGUUCUACCAUUACCAUGACAUGGAAAUGAAGUGGAUUAAUGAGCGAAUGUCCAUUGCCAAUUGCACAAUCCAAGGAAAAUCUUUAAAUGGGGCUCAAAGCUUGCUACAGAAGCAGAAGGAAUUACAAGUCGAAGUGAAAGCCCAUAAGCAGCAAAUCUCCAGGGUUCUGAAAAAGGGGAAUGCUAUGGCAGAAGAUACAUGCAUGUCUUCUCAGAGAAUCAAAGAAAAGUGCCAGGAACUGAGCAAAAAGUGGACAGAGCUAGAAGAAGCUUGUGAUAAAAAAAUAAAGCAACUGCAGCAGUCAGUUGUUUACUAUCAGUUCUUAAUGGAUACUUGGGAUCUCGAGAAUUGGGUGGCAGAGAAGCUUCCACUGGUCACCAACAAAGAUUGUGGUACUGAUGAAGCUGCAACUCUUAACCAUAUAGCAAAACUUAAGGCACUAGCACAUGAAAUUGGCAUUUAUCAGAACUUAGUCAUGGAACUAGAGGAAACUGCCAAAACUCUACCACUUUCAGACUCCAUCCAUUAUGAUGAAGUUGAUAUGCCUCAAAGACAGGUCCACACAAAGCUUCAAGAACUACAAACAUUGGCCAAUGCAAGGGGUAGAAGGUUGGAGGAGACACUUGAACUACAUGACUUCCUGAGAGAAUAUGAAGAUCUUGAGAGCUGGAUCAAUGAGCAAAAACAGGUGGCCAGUUCUGAAGAUUAUGAAGCUGAUUAUAACCAUGUUCUUCUUCUUUGUGUCAAAUAUGAAAAAUCUCAGCAUCAGAUGGAAAUUGCUUCCCAGAGAGUUGUUGCAUGUCAUCAGUUAGCACAGAAAAUGUUGGAUCAUGGCCAUGUUGAAUCCAGGGAGAUUCGGAAGAAGCAGAAACAGUUGAGCAACAACUGGCAGGAGUUGCUGGAGAUGACAAACUACAAAGGCAAACAGUUGGAAGAUGCUAAAGCAAUUUACAAGUGCCUGCAGGACUUAAUGGAAGCUCUCAGCCACAUUGAGGACAAAUUGAAGACCAUCCCAGAUUCCAUUGCUAAAGAUCUGAAUGGGGUGCAGUCACAGCUACGUAAGCAAGAAACUCUUGAGCAUGAAUUAUUUGGGAAUGAGCAGCAGCUGCAUGUUUUGAUGGAUACUGCAGAUGGCGUGCUCUGCCUGUGCUCUGAGAGGCAAGCAGUGGAGAUCAAGGCAAAGCAACAGGCCUUAGUGGAGAACUGGGAAGUCUUGCGGUGUAAAGUGGAACAAAACAGGGAGCUGCUGGAACACGCUUGCAGAUUAUACCGCUUCCAAACCUAUGUAUGGGACUAUUGUUCCUGGGCAUCUGAGAUAAUAAGAGAAAUGGCAGCUGAAGAGACUAUACGAGAUGUGUCUACCAGUGGUCUGAAGAUUAAUCAGCAUCAGCAGCUAUUGCCAGAGAUUGAGUCUCGAGAUGAGAUUUAUGAGCGAGUAUCACAGCUGGGGCAAGCGCUUGCGCUGGAACAGAAAAUGGCAACAGGAGAAAUCCAAAGUGUAUUAGAAACUCUGAUAGAAGCAAAGCAUAGAGUGUACCAGGUAUGGGCACAAAAGAAGGAAUGGCUGGAGAAGACCCAUCUUUUGCAGAUAUUUUACCGAGACUGUGAAUACCUGGACAACACCUCAAACUCUCAAGAGAUGUAUUUGAAAAGCUGUGAUUUUGGAAGCAGUGUGGAUGAAGUGAUACAGCAGAUCAAGAAACAGGAGGCUUUUGAGAAGAUUCUAGCCUCUCAGGAAGAAAAGGAACUCUCUCUUCAGGAGCAAAUGGAAAAAUUGCAACCAGGUAGUGAGUUGGAAGUAACACAGAUUCAACAGAGGCUCAAUGUGGUGUUAAAGAAAAGAAGAUGCAUCAGAGAUCUUUCUCAAAGUAGGCAAGAAAAAUUGCAGGUAGAACUCCUGCUGGCUCUAUUCUACCGGAGUCUAACUGAGGCAGAGGAUUGGAUUGAUGAACGCAUGCAGAAGAUGAAGGUUCCUUCUUUUCAAAACUUCAACAAGUCAUGUGACAAAAUGAAGCUUCUUCAGAAGCAUCAAGUCUUUGAGGCUGAAAUUCUGGCUCAUAAGGAUAUAAUUGCAACUGUUAAAAUGAGAGGCGAAGCUCUACUACACCAUAAUAUUCCCCAAUCAGAAGAGAUCCGCCAAAAGAUGUACUUGCUCCAAGAACAUUGGGAAAUGUUGAAUCAGGCUGUUGCUGCCCAUGGAAAAAUGCUUGAGGAGAGCAGGGAUUUUCUUGAAUUUCUACAAAAAGUUGAGCACACAGAGGCUUGGAUCAGAGACAAGGUCGUCAUGGUUAAUAUUGGUGAUGUGGGAAAUGACUAUGAACACUGCCUUCAGCUUUUGAAAAAAUUAAAUGAAUUCCGAGGAAUGUCAGAGGAGGUGACAGUGGAUGAUGCCCACAUCAAAGGCAUCAAUGCUCUCGCUCUGCGAUUGAAGAGGCAGAAUGAGGAAGAGAUGAAAAUAAUACACCAACGCCGAGAACAGCUGAAUGAAAGGUGGAACAGUUUCCAUGGUGAUCUUAAAAUGUAUAAGAGGAAGUUGGAAGAAGCCCUGCAGAUCCAUGCCUUGAUUAGAGAAAUUAAUGACAUCACAGACAGAAUUGGUGAAAAGAGUUCACUGAUACAAGCAUUGGAUUAUGGAAAAGAUGUUGAAAGUGUAGAAAAUCUACUUCGGAAGCAUGAUGAAAUGGAGAGAGAAAUUGGAAUCAUUCAAUCCAAGAUGGAGUCACUGGAACCAGAACUUUGUCAAAUUAAAAGGAAUCCAUCUACUAUAAGUAACAAACUGACUACAAAACAAAAGGAAAUGAGAAACCACUGGUUACAACUACAGAAUCAGACCAAACAAAGAGGUGAGAAGCUGAUAGCUUCUUACCAGUUACAGAAGUUUAACUCUGAACUGAAGGAAUUACUAGACUGGAUUCAGGAAAUCAAAAGUCAAAUCGAAAUUGGAGAUCUUCCUAAAAGUCUAGCUGAAGCAGAAAGCCUGAUAGAGGAGCAUCAAGAAAUAAAGGCAAAGAUUGAAGCUCGAGGGGAAAGAUUUGGUGCUCUUAGCAACUACGGUCAGAAACUUGGCGAUUCUGGUCAUUAUGCAGCUCCCAAGAUCCAUCAUUCCCUCAUCAAAUUACAACAAGCAUUAAAUGAAAUGAUCCAGGCCUAUGAAGAACAAAGUCUAAAAUUACAUCAAGCCAGAGACUUACAGAUAUUCUUUGGUUAUGUGGAAGAGAGUGAAAGUUGGCUAAGCAGCAAAGAGGCCUUCCUAACAAACAAAGACUUGGGGGAUUCCAUAUCCAGUGUGGAAAGUCUGCAGCAAAAGCACGUGCAAUUUGAAAAAGACUUGAACACCCAUCUGAUGAAGAUUGAUAAUAUAGCUGUCUUUGCCCAAAAGCUGAAGGACAGUCAGCAUUAUGAUACAGAGAAUAUAAUGACUAAGUGCCAGGCUGUGUUGAGAAGAAAGGAAAAACUUUUGGAAAUUGCUUUAAUGCGGAGCCGUCUGCUGGAGGAGUCCUGGCUAUUACAAAAAUUUCUGCAUAAUUCUUUUGAGAUAGCUGCCUGGAUGAGUGAAAAAAACAGUAUUGCCCUUGAUGAGAGCUGGAGAGAUCCCAGCAAUCUUCAAACUAAACUACAAAAGCACCAAACUUUCCAGGCAGAGAUUGUGGCUAACAAAAAUCAUCUCAACAGGAUCAAAACAGAAGGAGAGAAAAUGCUCCAUGAAAGGCAUUAUGCUUCUGAUGUCCUCCAGUCUAGACUCCAGGAAAUGGAUGAGCUUUGGGAUGAGUUGGUGGAAAACUGUGAGGAAAAGAAAAGAAAAAUUCUGGAUGCUUACAAGGCUCUGCAAUUUCUACAUAUUGUGGAUGAGGCUGAUAAAUGGUUGGAAGACCUAGACGGCGAGAUGAAAAUACCAGAAAGCGGUGAUAAUCUACUGAUUCUGAAUGAUCUCCUAAAGAAACAGGAAGAAUUGGAAGCCAGUUUUGCUGCCCAUAGGGAUCAUUUCCAAAGUCUGAUCAACAGAGCGCAAGAAUUCCAGGAGGAGAAACAUUUUUUGGCAGAUGAGAUAGAGAUUAGAGUGGAUCAGGUGGUACACAGAUACAAAAGUUUUAGGGAGCCACUCCAGGAAAGGCAGCAGCGUUUGGAAGCCAACAGAUUGCUGUACCAGUUCCUCCAGGAAGUCAAUGAAGAGUUUACCUGGAUUCACGAGAAACUUCCUCUGGCAUCUUCCAGAGACUAUGGUCAGUCACUGGCAACUGCUCAAAUCUUACAGGAAAAGCACCAGAAUUUAGAGAAUGAGAUUAACAGCCAUGAUGCCCUGAUUAAAGCAGUUAUCAGUUCUGGGCAGAAGCUGAUGCAAGAAAAACAGGUUGCUUCCCAUACAAUCUUGGAACAAAUAAAGGAAUUGAUAAUUUCCUUUGAAAAUCUGAAGGAUGAAGCUCAGGAAAGAAGAUGGAGGCUUGUAGAAUCUCAUAAAGCCCAUCACUUUUUCAGUGAGCUUUUGCAAGUGGAAUCCUGGCUGGCAGAAAAAGGACUUCUGCUAGAAACUCCGGAUUAUGGGAGAAAUGAAGAAUCAACUCAAGCACUCUUACGUAAAAUGGAAGCUACAAAGCUUGAUCUGGAGGGAUUUAAAUCCCGAAUUGAGAAGCUGAAGGAAACAGGAGACUAUUUCUUGAACAGUAAUAACCCAGAAAGUCCAACUAUCCUGCCCAAACUCCAGUCUGUUUUAGAACAAUAUCUGUCUCUCCAGGGUAGAGCAGAGAGACAAAUAAAAGCUUUGCAGGAACAAUCACAACUGCAUCAAUUUGAGAGGGAAACCCAACUGGUGGAUGCUUGGCUCUUGAGCAAACAGAAUAUGGCUGAAUCAGACAACUAUGGUCAGGAUUUGGAGAACGUGGAGAUUCUAGAGAAAAAAUUUGAAGAUUUUAUGAAAGAGGUGGAAACUCUAGGCCAUACCAAAGUUCUGUUGAUAAACAAUCUAGCCUCUCAUCUUAGAACUGUGUGUCACAAUCAAAUAAGCCACAUCCAGAAAAAAACCCAGGAUAUCCAUGACAGAUGGGAUAGAUUGCAGCAAGCUGUCCAAACAAGAGCAGAGAAUCUCAGAGCAGCUCAUCAAGUUCAUCAAUAUGAUCGUGAUGUGGAUGACCUAAAAGGCUGGAUGCAGGAGAAAGAGGCUGUUGUGACCAGAGAUGAUUAUGGUUAUGACCUUCUUGGAGUUCAGACCCUCCUUAGCCAACAUGAAGGAGUGGAGAGGGAACUAGCAGCCAUCGCAAAAGAGUUGGAAAGGGUUAGAGGAGAGGCCUGGCGCCUGGGCCGCCUCUACCCUCUGCCCAGGGAGAACAUGAUGAAGAGACUUUCUGAAGUUGAUGAGUGCUGGGAGAAACUAGACAAGAAGUGUGUGGAAAGAAAGCUGAAAUUGCAGCAGGCUGAACAAGUCCAAAUCUACUUCAAUGACUGCAGAGAGUUGGUAGCCUGGGCAAGAAAGAUGCAUUCCCUGAUUGUUUCAGAGGAGGUAGCAAAUGAUCUUCUGGGAGCUGAAUUGCUUAUUAAACGCCACAAGGAAUACAUGCUUGACAUAGACAAACAAGGGCUGAAAUAUGAAGAUUUGGAGCAAACUGGAAAUAAUCUGAUGAAGGAAGGACAUUUUAUGUGCAUGGAAGUACACAAUGGCAGGCCUGUAGGAAAAGGAGCUAAGUCAAGAGAAGCUUGUGAUCAAAUAGCCUGGGCAAGAAAGAUGCAUUCCCUGAUUGUUUCAGAGGAGGUAGCAAAUGAUCUUCUGGGAGCUGAAUUGCUUAUUAAACGCCACAAGGAAUACAUGCUUGACAUAGACAAACAAGGGCUGAAAUAUGAAGAUUUGGAGCAAACUGGAAAUAAUCUGAUGAAGGAAGGACAUUUUAUGUGCAUGGAAGUACACAAUGGCAGGCCUGUAGGAAAAGGAGCUAAGUCAAGAGAAGCUUGUGAUCAAAUAGCCUGGGCAAGAAAGAUGCAUUCCCUGAUUGUUUCAGAGGAGGUAGCAAAUGAUCUUCUGGGAGCUGAAUUGCUUAUUAAACGCCACAAGGAAUACAUGCUUGACAUAGACAAACAAGGGCUGAAAUAUGAAGAUUUGGAGCAAACUGGAAAUAAUCUGAUGAAGGAAGGACAUUUUAUGUGCAUGGAAAUCGAAGAGAAACUCUCUGAAUUAUUGGAGCUAAUGCAAAAAGUGAGGGAAAUCUGGGACCUGAAGAAGGAUUUGUAUGAGGAAAACUGGGAGAUCCAGCUAUUAAAAAGGGAGCUGGACUUUGCUGAAACCUGGUUGACAACGAAGGAGAGUUUUCUUUCAGAUUCAAAUUAUGGGAAUUCUGUCUCUGAUGUUAAACAUCUGUUGAAGAAGCAUCAAGACUUUGAAAAAAUGCUAGAAGCCCAAGAAGAGAAAUUUGCACAGUUGAAUAGAAAGACAAAGAGAGAAUUGAAGCUACUGAAACAAAUGACUAUAGAAGAAAAUGAGCAAACAACCACAUUGAUCAAAGUCCCCUCAUUAAGAAGGCGACAUUCGGAUAGAAGAAGCACAAUACUUGAGCCAAAGAAAACUCAGCAAGUAUCACUUAUGUCCUCAAUUCCCAACUUAAGAGAUCCCUUCAGUGUCUCUCCUACCCAAAACUCUAAAGAGAGUUUGCACCAAAUCAAUUCUGAAGAAGACUUGAUGUUGAUAAAUGAUUCUCCUGAACCAAGAGUGCUUGGCUUAGAAAAUUCCAUGCCAGAAACUGAGAAUUCUUUAUGUCCUUCAUUGACUUCAGACUUGAAUAUCCAGCAAUCUGACGUUGGAUUUUUGGAGUCGCACAAUAGUGAUUUUAAUCCAUCAGAUGUGAUAAACAGUUGUGAAACUUCUACCUCUGAGUUAGAAACUAGUGAAAUGAAAACUGAUGAUUGCCAAAGUUUUCCAUGCUCAGAUUUUUCACCAGAAGGAUCAGAAACUGCUCCCCAAAUUUCUGCAAACCGAUACAUUAUGGCAGGUUUUCUAGAAAAAAGAGACCAGGUCCUUUCAAGAAGGAAAGAAGUAAAUCUAAAGACAAGGGCUUGGAACACUUUUUAUGUUCAACUUCGAAGACAUAAACUUGACUUCUAUAAUGAUGAGAAGGAAGUAAUUCAGAAAAUACCUCCAGACUUAUCACUGUGCACAGCUGGAGCCAGGUGUGAGAGGCUAACAAACUACCCCAGGAAAAAAUACGCUUUCAGCUUAAGAACAAGUGAUGGAGCAGAAUACUACCUUGCAGCAGCAUCUCAGAAGUUAAUGGAGGAUUGGAUACAUGCAUUAUGGAGUAACUUAGAUCAUAACAGCAAUCAGAAAGAAGUUUUAAUUGAUGCAAAUGUGGUGAGACUUCCGAUAAAACCUUGGAUUUCUGCAGGUGGAACUUCUACUCAUAAACAGACUAGCAAAGGUUUCCUCCUGAGGAAAACUCCUUCUUUCAAAGCUAAUCGAGAAAAAAGGCUUGCUGGAAGUUCUGUUAAAUCAGAAACAUUGAUGCAAAAUUACAAAACCCCUGCUCCGAAUUCAGAAGAUCCUGGCAGCAGAACUGAGCCCAUGGUGAACACAACAAAGUGUGUAGACAAUCUUGAUGCUGCAGAGAGAUCUAGACUAGAGACAGAUCUCAAGAAACAGAAGGGGAUCUUUAAAUAUCUUUUCAGGAAGAAAUAGAAGCAAUACAGUUUGCUUGAAUUUCCUAAAGAUGUUAGGUUCUUCCGGUUUUUUUCAUCCUAUUGCCUAUAUACGAUUAAUUUAAGAGGUAUGGCUGAAAGAGAAUCGGCACACUAUCUAUUGAAUAGGCAUCCUAAACAAAAAUGUACAUUUAUAUCCCUUCAAUAUUUCUGCCAAAAACAAUUAUCACUUAAAUUGUGUAUCGCCAGGAAUUUAUAAUUGCAUGCAUUUGAAAGUCAUGAAAGUUUGGUGUUAAUAAUAAUGUUUAAUUAAUUAAAUUAAUCUAAUUAAUUAAUUAAUUAAUUAAUCUGUCUACUGUUGACCUCACCCCAUUCCAAAGAGGUCUGUAAGGGGCAUACAUAAGUGCACCCGCGUGUCUACUAUCCCUGUCCUAACAUUCCUUUUUUUACUUACU
Molecule: messenger RNA, 12688 nt
Organism: Ahaetulla prasina
Lineage: Eukaryota; Metazoa; Chordata; Lepidosauria; Squamata; Colubridae
Gene: SPTBN5
Product: spectrin beta, non-erythrocytic 5
Exons: 74
Coding region: 1-12273 (4090 amino acids)
Biological process (GO): actin cytoskeleton organization
Cellular component (GO): cell projection; cortical actin cytoskeleton; plasma membrane
Molecular function (GO): actin filament binding
Source: RefSeq, a predicted model, not a curated record